UGCCGCAGUUCGCAGUUGGCGCAGAGCUGGGCCGGGAGGGCUAGUGGGUAGCGCGGCAGGGACACCGCGAGGCUCCGAUCGCCGCGCUUGGAGGGCAGUUCCGCGUCCUCUGUCCCUCCGGGCGCCACGAUGGACUCCGAGGGCUUUGGUUGGCGCAAGCCGUGGGAGGAUUACCGCGGCGGGGCGGCGCGCUCCGUCCGAGUCAGCUUCUGCUCGCCGGUGCCGCGGCGCUCGGCUCGCCUCUCGGCCUCCGCGCUCGGCCCCUGGACUGACCCCCUGGAGCGCCUGGACCUGGCGCAGGUGAGCAACCUGAACGCGGAGCUGCUGGGGCUGCGCGCCCAGGAGAAGGAGCAGCUGGUGGACCUCAACGACCGCUUCGCCACCUACAUCGAGCGGGUGCGGGACCUGGAGCACCGGAACCGGGCGCUGCUGCUGGAGCUGGAGGCGCUGCGGCGGCAACAGCGGACCCCGGCGCGGCUGCCGCAGCUCUACCAGCAAGAAGCGCGCGCCCUGCGGGCCCUGCUGGACGCCGAGGCCGGCGACAAGGCGCGCCUGGAGGCAGAGCGCGACCGCCUGCGCCUCACCUGCGGCCAGCUCCGCGAGCGCUGCGCCCAGGAGGCGCGCCGGCGCCUGGAGGCCGAGGAGACGCUGAGCCGCGUGCGCGAAGAGGCCGCCCGGGCCGCGCUGGCCACCUGCGACGCCGACGGGGCGGCCGGCUCCCUGCGAGCCGAGCUGGCCUUCCUGCAAAAGCUGCUGGACGAGGAGCGGGCCGAGCUGGUGGCCCAAGCCGAGCUGGCCGCGGCCACCCGGGUGGCGGUGGAGGGCGCCCCGGGGGCGGCGGGGGCGGCUGCUCGGCCCGACAUCUCCGCCGCGCUGCGGGACAUCCGCUCCCAGUACGAGAGCCUGGCGGCGAAGAACAUGCAGGCGGCGGAGGAGUGGUACCGCUCCAAGUUCGCCUCCGUGGCCGAGCUGGCCAGCCGCAACCAGGAGGCCGUGCGCAGCAUCCGCCAGGAGACCGUCGAGUACCGGCGACUGCUGCAGACCCGCUCGGCGGAGAUCGAGACCUUGCGCGGCGCCAUCGACUCCCUCCACAAGCAGCUGGAGAGCCUGGAGGGCCAGCAGGGAGCCGAGGUGGCCCGCUGCCAGGAGAGAGUGGCAGAACUGGAGCAGGAGAUCUCGGAAGCCAAGGAAGAAAUGGCUCGCUACAUGCGUGAAUACCAGGAGCUGCUGAACGUCAAGAUGGCCCUGGACAUAGAGAUCGCUGCAUACAGGAAACUGCUGGAAGGGGAGGAGAUGUGGUGGACCUCUUCUUCCUCCUUGCCACCCCUGAUGAAGUGAGAGAUGGUUCUGUCGGGAGCGAAGGAACCUUCUCUGAUGACCACCCUCCUUCUCGUCCUCGCCCCUUGAACCUCCCUGCCUCCCCAUCAAGUUGCUUGCGCCCUCAUUGGCUGGGCUGGUGCCCAGCUGGCCUUGGAACUGGCCCCCCCCCAUGGCUCUAGGGAGGGUGGAGGAGCCGGUUCCCCAGGCCAGCCUCACCCCCUGCUCAUCCGGCUCUGCUCUUUUCAUCCACCAUGAGAUGCGCCUCUCUCUCUCUCUCUCUCUCUCUCUCUCUCUCUCUCUCUCUCUCUGUGUGUGUGUGUGUGUCCCUCCUGGCUCCAGAGGCAGCCCCUUCCCCUGCAGUGAGGCUGCCUCCCCCCCCCCACUUUUAAGCCCCUCACCUUUGGAGGAUAAUAAGCAGGAAACAAGCAGCCUUGCACCUGAAAUUGGGUGCGCGGCGGAGGGGUCUUACGUUUUGUACUACUUAAUUAAUGUUGUGUUUUCAGCAAGGUCUGGGCUAAUUGGGACACAUAGUGGGGGGGGGCGGCUGUGUCAGGGUCGGGGCUGCCUCCUUGCCUUAGCUGGGCGAAGGGGUCUCUGUAAGGGGAAGGGGCUGCACUGCUGCUCCCCCUUUGAGGGCUGCAUGGCUCCCCCCAGUGCCUGUGGGUGGAGUCAGUGUGGACGCCAUGGGGACUGUGGAACAGGGCCAGUAGGGGCUGCCCAGAAUUGGGAUGGGGGGGGGCUAGCAGGGCUUCCAGGGAAAGAAGGGCAUUUAAUUAUUAGGAAUAUUUCAUAUGUGUGGGUUCAGAGUUGAGGGUGGAGUACUGGUCCCCCCUGCCAUUAGCCAAGGGCUUAAUCCAGCCCAGCUCUUGGGUCCAAAAGGCUCUCAGAACUGGUCACAAAUCUGUAUACAAACAAAAAACCAAUACA
Molecule: messenger RNA, 2247 nt
Organism: Podarcis raffonei (Aeolian wall lizard)
Lineage: Eukaryota; Metazoa; Chordata; Lepidosauria; Squamata; Lacertidae
Product: alpha-internexin-like
Exons: 3
Coding region: 130-1338 (402 amino acids)
Biological process (GO): neurofilament bundle assembly
Cellular component (GO): axon; postsynaptic intermediate filament cytoskeleton; cytoplasm
Molecular function (GO): structural constituent of postsynaptic intermediate filament cytoskeleton
Source: RefSeq, a predicted model, not a curated record